This is a messenger RNA of Danaus plexippus (monarch butterfly), 1191 nucleotides long. RefSeq lists its product as uncharacterized. NCBI's taxonomy places the organism in Eukaryota, Metazoa, Arthropoda, Insecta, Lepidoptera, Nymphalidae. Gene Ontology annotation, cellular component: membrane. Bases 1 to 1191 code for a protein of 396 amino acids. Gene Ontology annotation, biological process: sensory perception of taste. The transcript has 4 exons. The record is from RefSeq and is a predicted model, not a curated record.
AUGAAAACAGAAUACUUAUCAGACGACCUCUUCGACGAGGGCCAUUUAAAAUUGUUUGCUCCUUUUCGUUUUUGUCAAUUAAUUUUUGGGUCCUGUAGAAUAGAUGCAAGAGAUAGAUUUGUUACAGCGCCGACAUGGGGCCAAAAAGCUUAUACAGUCAUAAUUUUAAUCCUAGUCGCAGUUUUGCAACUAUACAUUAUAUGUCAUUAUGUCUCACAACUUUAUGAUUAUCCAAUCGUAUAUCAUAUCAACGUCUUGUUUACGGCCCUGAAUUCAAUUCUAUACGCUUUGAAUAUUAUCCAUUUAAGAUUUACGAAUAAUGAGAGAAAUGUAAAAUUCUACAUAAAGACUCAAAAAAUAGAUCGCAAAUUGAAAAUUUCCGAUAACAAUCCCUGCAUCAUUUUUUUAUACAAUGUUAAUCUCUGUUCCGUGGUUUUUGUAAUUGUUACGAGCUUAAUUGUUUUUUUUGUGGUCUACAUAUAUAAUACCGAAUUAUUUGUUAGCUUUUCUGGUCUCUUCUUCUGUCAGCUAACUAGCUUGAUAGAACUGAUGUUUUGUUCUAAUAUUAUAAUAUAUUUCUAUAUGCGGUUCCGCUUUAUUAACGCUAUAAUAAGGAAUCAUCUCAAAGGCUUACCUUAUAAAAAAGGAAGGAAUACGAAGUUUUUUAUCCCUACUAGAAGUAACAUGCGCUAUUUAGUGGCAAGUUUACACGAUUUUAGCACCAGUCAAAUUGAUGAAUAUUUGAAAGAUAUAUUUGAUGCACAUCUCCAAUUUCAAGAAUUGUACAGAUGGCAGGUUUUACUGUUUUGUUUCAAAUUUGUGUCAAUGGCAAUAUUGGCUUUCGAAUAUCUAUUAUUAUUGAAAAAACAUAACAUUAUAAAGUGGAUAGACUUUAUGCUUCUAACUUUGUUGACUGCCGUGGAUCUUUUUAUGAUCAUUGUAAUUUGUAUCCGCUGCGAAGCUUUCAGUUCGGAAAUUAAGGACAUUAAACGACUUUGCACUACUAUCCUUUCCUUACAUUACGAAGGACCACUAAGAGAUAAGGCGAGGAAAAUGAUAAAAUUGAUAGAUGAAAAACCACACCAUAUAUCGAUUUACGACAUGUGGAACAUGGACGCGUCAACGAUGCUGAACAUGAUCAACGUGGUCACUACGUUACUUGUCACGCUCUUGCAGUUUGCGCUUCUUUAA